Molecule: messenger RNA, 555 nt
Organism: Prorocentrum cordatum
Lineage: Eukaryota; Dinophyceae; Prorocentrales; Prorocentraceae
Source: the annotation of a GenBank genome assembly
AUGGCGGAUGGCCGAGCAGAGUCCACAUUCCCGCGCUUCCUGCUCUUUCUCCUGCUGGCUGGCGCUGCCUAUCGCGUGCGCAUGGUCGUUGUCCGCAGUCGUUCCUGGUUCAAGCGCCAGCGCAGCCUAGCUACACGUUUACACACCGCCCUUACUUCCUCUGCAGCGAUGCGGGCGGCCCUUACCCUACUCGCACUGGCGCCCGCCGCCUCUGCCCUGUCGCUCCACAGAGCGGAGGUGGAUGCCGAGGACACGCUGUUCGCCCUGUCGUCUGCGGGCGCCUCACAGCAAGUGGGAGCUGAGGAGCGGGCCGGAGAUACGCUCUUCGCCCUGUCGUCCGAGUCCGAGGCCCAGCAGGCCGGGCAGCAGGCCGAGGACGAGUACAACUCCGUGAGCAGCCUCCUCUCCGAGGCGGAGGCGCUUCUGCAGGAGGAGGUGGCGAGCGACCGGGAGGCGGCCGAGGAAGAGAUGCGCUCCGCUUCGCGGGGGACACGGCCAGGCGAGCCUUCCAUCCAGUGGUUCGGCGUGUGGAAGCGCGUCGGAUACAUCGGAUGA